Sardina pilchardus (European sardine) is the source of this 1612-nucleotide messenger RNA. RefSeq names its product vacuolar ATPase assembly integral membrane protein vma21-like. Gene Ontology annotation, cellular component: endoplasmic reticulum membrane. NCBI's taxonomy places the organism in Eukaryota, Metazoa, Chordata, Actinopteri, Clupeiformes, Clupeidae. Gene Ontology annotation, biological process: vacuolar proton-transporting V-type ATPase complex assembly. The record is from RefSeq and is a predicted model, not a curated record. Bases 124 to 441 code for a protein of 105 amino acids. The transcript is spliced from 3 exons.
AUGAGCGAACACGGAACCGGACCAGUAGUGCUUACAGUCAGAUCUGUGUUUUCAGCAUUUUUACCUCUGUUGUCUUAAGUUUACCAAGUAGAACCGGUGAUCGUUUGAAAAUACUUGCCCAUAAUGGACAACUACGGGAAAUCGUCUUUGGCUCAACCGACACCAAUGGCUCCUGACUUCAGAGGGAAUGAAAGCUCCUUAGUAUCUGCGCUGAAGACGCUGCUGUUCUUCACCAUCCUGAUGGUGACAGUACCAAUUGGGCUAUACUUUGCAUCAAAAGCAUACAUAUUUGAAGGCUCAAUGCAGAUGUCUAGUUCAGACAGCUACUUCUACGCAGCCAUUGUGGCCGUGUGUGCCGUGCACGUGGUGCUGGCCCUGUUCGUCUACGUGGCCUGGAAUGAGGGAUCUUCACCAAAGAGGAAGGAGGGCAAGCAUGAUUAAGGAAGAGCUUUGGUGGCCUCUCACACUCACCCUUGGAGACAUGGGCGAACGAGAGAGAGAGAGAGAGAAAGAGGAGAGAGAGACAGAGGAUAUUCCAUUCAGACCCUUCUCACCCUGAUCUCAAACCUGCCAUGGGUGGAGAGAGAGAAGGAGAAAGAGAAAGAGAGAGAGAGAGAAAAAAAGAGAAAGAGAGAGAAGAUUCUCAGUCAGGUCUCCAUCAGCAGAGUGUGGUUGCCUUCCUGGCAUUUCACAGGGAUUUAACAGUUGGAAGUGUAGGGGAUUGUAUUUGCUGGGGAUACACAAACUGUGUGUUUGUUUGUGUGUGUGUUGUGUCAACAAGGUCUCAGCCUCAACCCUAUUUCUUUCCUAGCCAGAAUGUGUGUCUGUCUGAAUGUCUCUGUGUGUGUUUACUGUAUGUGCAAAUCUCAAGGCCUCUUCCAUCCGUGUGUGUGUGCGUGUGUGCGUGUGUGCGUGCGUGUGUGCGUGUGUGCGUGUGUGCGUGUGUGCGUGUGUGCGUGUGUGCAUGUCCAAACACAGAUAGGCGCGUGUGUAGACCAGAGCCUGAGCUUUGAGGGAUUCAGAUGAUUACUGCUCCUAAAUGUGCCCAUCUGUAGUGGUUCAUCAUUUCGCUGGCUCCCAGUCCGAGCAUGAACUCAGCCUGUCCUCUGUCAUCUCACCAGAUCUGUGUUUGCGAACCUCCGGGGUCCGCAGCACAGGGGCAAGGGAGGCUUCAGCUCUACAUUUGUUUAUUUAUUUACAUCCUUUUGUUUACCAUUUGCUGUUGGUCUUUUCUUUCCUUGUCUCUUCAUUUGUCCUUUUUUGUUGUUGUUUCUUUCUUUUGUUUGUUGCUGGAACGGAAGUGCCCAGGGGCUGCAAACAUCGUUCUCAAUUGUGUGUGUGUGUGUGCAUGUGUGUGUCUGUUGUUAUGUUUUUAUCAUCUGUUUUCCAUCAGCCUGCCAUUGUUUCCCGGCACACCACAGUAUUCUGAAUAAUCUCACAUAGCCUAAAGAGAGUUGACUGAAGUGGACCUUUUAAGUCUAGUAGUAGUGUGUUCUAGCUGUGCUGUGCUGUUGUAUUUUUCGGUGUGUGUGUGUGAUGUUGCUGAUGAACGUGUCAAGCCCAAUGACCUUGAAAGAACAUUUAAAGCAGUACAUUAAAAUGUGAAUUUACA